UAUGUCAUUGCAUUUAUGCAGUCUGAAUAAAAAAAAGGAGGCGGUUAUUCUUCGCUAGCAUCAACAUGCUGCCCCUUUAUCUGUGUAUCGUUUUGGCGAUAGGAGCAAGUAUCCAUGCACAAAAACAAAUGGAAUGUUUGGACAUUUUUGGCCAGAAUACCUGCCCCGUCGGUUAUCAAUGUCAUAUGGGACAAUGUGAACCUGAUUUUGGUGAGCGGUGGUGCUCCAGGAUGAUGCCAUGUGGACUGAAUCACGAAUGCAUUGAAGGAUCGUGUGUUCUACUUCCAGAUCCAGGGUGUCAAACAAAUGAUGAGUGUAAAUUGAAUGAGCAAUGUACAUUUGGAAUAUGUGUACCAGACGAAUCUAACGAACAGCUACCUCGUGGUAAGCAUGGACAUUGGUCAAAAUUCGAGCCGGUUAAUGACUGA
Molecule: messenger RNA, 428 nt
Organism: Magallana angulata
Lineage: Eukaryota; Metazoa; Mollusca; Bivalvia; Ostreida; Ostreidae
Exons: 6
Coding region: 66-428 (120 amino acids)
Source: RefSeq, a predicted model, not a curated record